UCCAUUUUCAGAUAUCUCACAACUACAGAAUGGAAAGAAACAUAUGGUGGACAUAAAGAUGAUAUAAAUAAGCGAAUACAGCGUGCAAUAUUCAAACGUUUGCCAUUUACACAUUGCGCAUUAUCUUUGUUGCCAUUUGAGGAUCCAGUUUGUUCCAGUGAUGGGAUCAUUUUCGAUCUUACAACUAUCGUCCCGUAUAUAAAGAAAUAUGGUGUAAAUCCUGUAACUGGUCAUAAAUUGGCAGCAAAAGAACUGAUCCAUUUGAAAUUCGACAAAGAUAGAGAAGGUAAUUUUCAAUGUCCCGUGAUGUUCCGUGUUUUCACUCCAACAAGUCAUAUUGUAGCUAUACGUCAAACAGGAAAUGUAUAUUCACUUGAAGCUAUUGAGGAGCUAAAUUUAAAGCCUGGACAUUUGAAGGAUCUUUUAACUGAUGAACCAUUUCAGCGAAAAGAUAUUAUAGUAUUACAGGAUCCUAAUCAUCUAGAAAAAUUCAACAUUGAACAAUUUUAUCACGUGAAGCUAGAUUUAAAAACGAAGUCAGAAGUCGAGAAUGAGAAGAAAGCCCUGCAAGACCCCAAAUUCUAUAUUCGACGAAUGAAUAAUGAAACUAAAGAAACAUUGGAAAGACUUGCUAAAGAAUAUGUUCCACCAAAGCGAAUAGAAGAGAAAGAAGUGACAGCAGAUGAGCUGAAUUCAGCGCAUUAUAGUCAAGGUCGUGUAGCUGCGGGACUAACAUCCACGACUAUGGAACCUCUGACUGAGCACAAAGCUGCUAUACUUGAUGAAGAUACAGUCAAGUAUGCGAGAGUUACAAAGAAUGGAUAUAUUAGAAUCAUAACCAAUUAUGGUGAAUUGAAUCUUGAAUUAUAUUGUAAACAAACUCCGAAGGCAUGUGAGAACUUCAUUAAGCACUGCAAAAUGGGUUACUAUAAUAAUACAAAAUUCCAUCGGAUUAUACGGAACUUUAUGGUGCAAGGAGGAGACCCCACAAACACUGGUCAAGGAGGAGAUUCUAUUUGGGGAAAGCCUUUCAAGGAUGAAAUCGUACAUUCAUUCAGUCAUGAUCGACGUGGUGUAUUGAGCAUGGCAAAUCAGGGAACGGACACGAAUAAAUCUCAGUUUUUCAUCACUUUCCGAUCAUGUAAGCAUCUAGACGGAAAACAUACUAUUUUUGGACGUGUAGUUGGAGGUACUGCAACCAUGAACGCAAUUGAGAUGAUAGAAACUGACAGAAAUGACCGUCCGGUGGUCGAUGUGAUUUUCCUUACUGCCGAAAUUUUCGUUGAUCCAUUUGAAGAAGCUGAAGCUUCGAUAAUCAAAGAGAGAGAAGAAAUUCGUUUGAAAAAAAUUGGAAAACAAGAUGAAAAGGUCUCUGCUCCACCAGUAACAGAGAUUCACAUUCAGACGCCACCAAAAUAUGGUUCUGGCAUUGGGAAGUACAUCAAUCUGUCUAAAUUAGCUGUUUCUACAAAACGAUCAUUAAAUGAUGCUGCAUACUCUGUACCGCUGAAGAAAGCUGUCCAGUCAAGACGAACUUUGGAAGAUUUCUCCUCUUGGUAGAG
Messenger RNA from Thelazia callipaeda (thelaziosis nematode), 1562 nucleotides. Lineage: Eukaryota; Metazoa; Nematoda; Chromadorea; Rhabditida; Thelaziidae. The record is from the annotation of a GenBank genome assembly.